AUGGAGUCUUCGAUUGCAAAAUCUAAAAACACCCGGCUUAAAAAGUCAUUUCCAGUAAAAUCUAGAAGAGAUAAUAACAAAACAAAGCAUCAGAACUUUAGAGGAAAUGUCGAACAAGGCCAAGGAUUCGCGGAUAUCAGGAAAAAGAAGAUGUUUUACCAGUACAAGAAACUGCAGAAGAAAGAGCGCUAUCAUGAAGAAAAGCAGAAAAAAUCGAUGGUGGAUUUGUACCAGGAUGAUGGCGAUAACAGACGAAAUAAAAAUAAAUCAGAUAGUUCUGGGAAAUCUUCUCAAAAAAGGGGUGGAAAAAAGUUGAGCGCCUUCGAGAAGCCACAAACAGAAUUCCUGAGGAAGAAGGAAGAGAAGAAAAAAAAGUUUCAGGAGCAACAGAGACAGCAGAAAGAACGUGACGAAGCUAUGGAGACGUAUCAACAGAAGAAAAAAAAGAGGCAAAAGCUACUUGCUAAAAGGACGGAGAGAGGGCAGCCUCACAUCGGUAGUCAAAUGCAAUAUUUAUUAGAAAAAAUCGAGAAGCAAGUGAAGACGUCAUGAUGGUAUUCAAAUCUGUGAUGAGGUGACUUGUCUCAUAUAGUGAGAAGACUUUUAGUGCUCGAAACCAGUGUUAGACAAGAUUGGAAUAACACCAGAGGAUUACCUGUUCAUUUCAUUCAUAACGAUGACAGAGAGGUACCUUUGGUUGGAGGGUGUUUUGAACUUUGGAAAGGAUAUCUUCAGUACAAUGUUUGUUAAUAAACUCUGAUGUAAAAAUCUAAAUUAGGUCAUUGCUCUUGUUUUAUUUCAUGUCCUUUUUGUAUCGUUAUGUAUGGUGUGGGAAUUUGGAAUGCGCCUCAAUGAACAUUCCAUGUCCAUGGUCUUGGAUAUUGUUUUCCAUGUCUAUUGGGCCAGCAUCUGAAUAACAUUUGCUUCAGUGUUGCCUUGGUUGUGACUUCUGAAGGACGGCUGUCUAUUUGUCUAGCAUCUGAAUGACAUUUGCUUCAGUGUUGCCUUGUUGUGACAACUGAAGGAAGGAUGUCUAUUAGGCCAGCAUCUGAACGACAUUUGCUUCCGUGUUGCCUUGGUUGUGACGUCGGAAACGAAGAGAUAAUGUGGUAAUUUUUUUCUUUAUCUGGUAGUGACAAAUGCAUAAUCAAUUCACAAGUUUGUGUGAUUGUGAACAUUGUCCGAAGUCCAAGGGUACAACCAUAUCUCAUUGAAAGACAAAAGAAACCUUAACUAACUAUUGACAAAACUUGUAUGCUUUACUAAAUGGAACAUUUAUGAUUGACAAUGUGAACUACAAUGACAUCAAUUAGGCCUGGGUUAAAGUUCAGAUCAUUGACAUUGUGGAAUUUCCUUUACCCCAGGAUAAUGCUGUCCUUUAU
Molecule: messenger RNA, 1382 nt
Organism: Lineus longissimus
Lineage: Eukaryota; Metazoa; Nemertea; Pilidiophora; Heteronemertea; Lineidae
Product: thyroid transcription factor 1-associated protein 26-like
Exons: 3
Coding region: 1-552 (183 amino acids)
Cellular component (GO): nucleus
Source: RefSeq, a predicted model, not a curated record